AUGGGUGUGACCUGGACCAGCAAGUUCUCGCUCUUGGAAGCGCUGCCCGCGUCAAAGGCCACAUCACUUUUAGGUGCGAUCUCUUCCGCCAUCACACGCAGUCAAGUCAGACGCAACACCAGGCAACAACAAGACGACAUAGCAGCGGCUGAAACACGAGCGCCACACGGAAACCAAGGCGGCGGCGAGAGGUGUGACGGCGCUGGAUCGUCCGACGGCGGAAAAGAGAGACACCCACGGCAGCGGAAACUUCAGAAGGCAACCGGCGGCGGCGCUGGAUCGUUCGACAGCGGCUGCGCGGAAACUGGCGGCGGCGGCGGCGCUGGAUCGUCCGACAGUGCCUGCGCGGAAACUGGCGGCGCAGGAAACCCCAACGGCGGCCGAAAAAACUCCAAAGGCGGCAGCGGCACAGGGACGACGACGGAAACACGAGAUGCAAACGAACGAUCUCACCAACCAGGCUCUGAUACCAUGUAG
This is a messenger RNA of Nymphaea colorata (pocket water lily), 477 nucleotides long. RefSeq lists its product as uncharacterized. Lineage: Eukaryota; Viridiplantae; Streptophyta; Magnoliopsida; Nymphaeales; Nymphaeaceae. The transcript has a single exon. The record is from RefSeq and is a predicted model, not a curated record. Bases 1 to 477 code for a protein of 158 amino acids.